UCAGAUGCGUGUUGUUUUGAGCAAAAUGGCGCUGGACGUUAUUUAUUGUUUAUGUGGACAGUCGACGGAUUUGUCCCGUUUUAUGAUACAAUGUGAUAUAUGCAAGGACUGGUUCCACGGCAGAUGUGUGGGUGUCAGGGAGUACCAGGCUGUUGACAUUGAUAGGUUUCAUUGUCCGCGGUGUGAGGCGUACAACGGCCCCUCUGUUUUAAAAGCACGUCUGAAUUGGCACCGUCAUGACUACUCAGAGGCAGACGCGGGGUCGAAGCCAGUCCAGACAGGCACACAGGUGUUCAUCAAGGAGCUCAAAACCAGACACUUCCCCAGCUCUGAGGAUGUGGUUUGUCGACUGCGGGGACAGCAGCUCACCCUGCCCUACAUCGCGGCCAAUGGCUUCACCAAACCCAUCCUGGUGGAGGACAAGAAUGGCCUGGAGCUCAUCGUCCCCCACGACUCCUUCAACGUCCUGGAUGUGGAGAGUUAUGUUGGCUCAGAACAUGAGGUGGAUGUUAUCGAUGUCCAGAGACAAACAGACGUCAAGAUGCAGCUGCACGAAUUUAUUGAGUACUUCCUCAGUCCAGCCAGAACUACUGUCCUUAACCUCAUCAGUUUAGAGUUCUCCAAUACCAGUUUAAGUCAGCUGGUGGAGCCUCCUUAUAUCGUCCGCAAGAUGUGUUGGGUCACCAAUGCGUGGCCCACAGAUCCACCACCUGGCCCGCCCCUCUCCCGCCCCAAUGUAAACAAGUAUGCUCUAAUAGGCGUAGAAAACUCGUACACAGACUUCCACAUAGACUUCGGGGGAACGUCUGUUUGGUAUCACGUGCUCUGGGGAGAAAAGGUGUUUUACUUAAUCAAGCCCACCCCGGCCAACCUCACCUUGUACCAGCGGUGGAUGAAGGCGAACAACCAAUCGGAAAUGUUUUUCGGAGACCAGGUGGACACUUGUUACCGUUGUGUGGUCAGGGCCGGGGAGACACUCUUCAUCCCCACCGGCUGGAUUCAUGCAGUGCUCACCCCAACAGACACGCUGGUCUUUGGUGGCAACUUCCUACACUCACAUAAUAUUGAGUUGCAGCUCCAGAUUUAUGAAAUAGAAAAGCAGAUAAACGCUCCAGAGAAAUUCCGACUGCCUCAUUACGAGAGUGUGUGCUGGUACGCGGCGACAAGGCUGGUGGUGGAGCUGAGGGACAUGGCAGCAGCGGGGACCAGAGUGCCGCCCAUCAUGAUCAGUGGGGCACGCUCCCUCCUGGUGGCCCUCAGGCAGUGGGGUGGGGAGAGUGGCAGAGGGGGACUAGAGCCAGUACCACCCGGCAUCCACCCUAUGAAGCUGUUCAAGGACAUGCAGCGGGAGAUCCGGUCGGCAGAGAAGCAGGUCAUCGCCCUCAACCCGCCCAAGCCUGAGCGCGAGUCCAAGAGACGGAAGAAGAAGGUGAUGGCAGAUGACUUCAUUGACUACACCAACCUGACCAGCUUCAACACCGUGCUGGAGGAGAGGCUGCCCGACCGGAAAGUUAAGGUCCUCAAGGUCAACUCUCCACAGGUUGAAAUAGGUGGGCCAGAGAUGGUGGGUCUGACAGAAGAGCAGCAGAGGACCCUGAAGCUGAGUCUGCCCAAGACAGCCACGUACCCCUAUGGUCUCAGCUUCACCUCCUCGGACUACGGCAUGAGUGGCACGCCGCCACACGACCCUGACUACCCACAGUUUAAGAAUGAGUACCCCAGCAAUGUGAAGACUGAAUACGACUGGUCAGACAGCCCUGGAAUCACCCCAUAUAAGCUGGUGGACGCCGCCAGUGUGCGAAUGAAGUUUGGACGCACAGGCAGCACUGACUCAGACGUACCCUCCACUCCCACUCCGGCCAGCACCACCAGAAUCAAGCAUGAGAAUGACUCAAUAGACAUCAAGGUGCACAAUGAGUCUGUGUAUGACUUCCAUGAGGACGGGGACAGUGACGAGAGGGAGCCGUCUGGCCUGAUGAUAGACGAGACUCCAAGACGCAAGGGAGUGCACAUGCAGCCUCCGGAGCCCCUCAAGAUUAAACUGAGCUUGACAAAUGCAGAUGUGGUGUGUGGAGAGGCAGUGGAUGUAGCAGAGGAGGUGGAGGUGGCCCCUUCACACAACCAGGCCCAUAAUGGCAUCGACGAGCUCCUCAGGGCAUCAGCGUACGCUCCAGACUUCAAUGAGGACUCCCCGGCACGAAUGGAUGACCUAGAUAGUGAGAGUGGCCGGGCAUCCCCCUCCACCCGGGAAGCCAUUGCAGGGAUGCUGAGCAUGAGUCGUGUGGUGCCCAGCAGCCGCAGCACCUCCAGGAAGCUGGCGUCGGCCAACUCCCGCCAGCCAAAACCACGCCGCCGGUAUGAUGAUGAUGAAAACAUGAGUAAAGUACACCAGGAUGAAGAUUAUGUGUACCCAACUCUGGAUAUAUCAGACGAUGAGGACUUCCCUGUCUUCAAACCUCGGGGUAAGAAAAAGGAAGACGAGGCCUGGAACCCCAAGGCACGGGUGCGGGUGCAGGGUCCCAGGCCGGAGCGCCCAAUGCGGCAGGGCGUGAGGAGACAGGCUGUGGAAAAGGGACUGGAGCAGGCGGCAGCCAGGAGACAAAACUUGCCGGCCACCAAGAGAGCUUAUCACCGGAAGAAGCAGAGAAAUCUUGAAGCUCAGCCGAGCACCUCAUCGGGUGUUGUGAAUCUCAAGGGGAUUAGCAAAAGUGAGUUUUCUAACAAACCGAGGAAAGGCAUGGCCACUGCCAAGCAGCGGUUAGGGAAGAUACUCAAGAUCCACAAGAUGCUUCACUAAUCUCUCCCUGAGGCUCCUCGGCUCCACCCUCUUGAAACACUGCCCACAGACCAGGCUGCAGCCCUGGCCUAGCUGGGGGCUGCCUGUGUGCUUGAUGACAAUAAUGAAAGCACGCCUGUGAACACUUUAUGAAAACUGAUUUACUAUUACCAGUCUUGCAUUUUGAAGUCUGUUUCAUUUAGGUGGUGAUGGUGGUGGUGGCUGUAGUGGUGGUGGUAUAUGUUAUUUUGCAGACUUAGAGGGAUUUGAUUCCUGUGAUGUACCUGCCUUAGUUUUGUGGGAAAAGCCAGACGGAGCUGAGAAAGACUUGCUGAGUGGGGUGUGGUGCCAGGCAACUCGUCCCUGUGCCGUGGCCUUCACACCUCACCAGCGGGAGAAAUGCAGAGGCAGAGUUUAGUUUUAUUUAAUUGUUUUUGGGGAUUUAUAAGAAAAAUCCAUAUAUUUUUAUUUUUCUAUGGUUUGAGAGUUAAUAUAUCUUGUUUUUAGUUUCCCCAUAUCCUCUCUUCCUUGAUAGAGGGUGAAACCAUUUGAAAAGAGGGGACACAUACUGACUGAUAGAUUAACUGACCGUGUUUCAUCCAUGUCUGUAUCACCUUUUUUACUUGAAAGUCAUCUUAAGUACAUACAUUUAGUCUUGUAUAUGCUAAACAGAUUAUUUUUGUCAAUGGUUGCUUGUGAGGUAGUAGGGACAAAGUAGAGUGUGGCAGAGAGAAAAACUUUGCAUGGAACUUUCAUGAAGACCAGACAAGUGAGAAACAACACUACGAGGAAUAGAGGAUUGGUCUCUUCUUCUGCCACUCAGGGUUCUGUAUUCCUUCAGGGGGGUUCUUACUGUGCUCAUGGCUCGGUCCACAUACACACACAUACAUACACUCAUAUAUGCAAUACACACAGAAGAUUGUUGUGAAGAGUAGCCAUUUAUACUGUGCCAUGAUUUCAUUGCAAGACAGAGGCAUGCUGAUAUUUUGUAUCUCCCAAAGUGUGAUAGUGUGAUGAUGUUGGCUUCCAGUUGCCUCGUUUAUAAAGUAACGUAGUUUUUGUCAGGCUAAAUUCUAGUGUAAGCUUACGUAUAAGGUUGAAAAAAAUUCUGUCUACACUUUGUAUCGUUAAGAAAAAUUGGGAUACUGUUUCCUUCAAGCCAGGAUGCCUGUUUUAGUCAGUUAUUUAUUUGGAGUACCGCAACCUUUGUUCUGUUCCGAUGUGCGUCUCCUCUGUGCUGUCGUUACUGUACGUUGUUUGUGUCUUUAGCAAAACUGUCUCUAGUAAUCCUGAGUUGCUCUUAUGAUUUGUUGUGGUUUCCCCAAUUCCAGUAUCGUGUAAGUACCGGGUGUUGUAAAUAGUAAACAAUAAGGCAGAACGCUCCUCCUUUGUAAAAUUGUACAUAGAUCGUUAUGUUAAGUAGAGAAACCCUGAGUUUUCUAUUAUUAUUAUUAUUAUUUUAUUAUUCUUAUUUUAGGAAGUAAGCUUUUAGCAACAAAGUACUGCCUUUAUGUAUACAGCAGAAAAUUAAUUGAGAUUUCACAUGGUGGUGUUAACUGUAAAAGAAAGAAGUAAUAGUAAUGUGCGCCUGGCAGUGCAUGGCAGGUGACUGGUGCCGCCUGUGGCUGCCGGGCCGCAGCUGAGCCCACAGCAUGCAACAGUGGGGGUGAGGCUUAGCAAUGUUCUCAGGUGCUAAUUCUUUACAUUUGCCUCUAUUGCAGAAAAAUUAAUGGCAUGAAAUUAGUGUGUGUGUAUGGGUGGAUGCUGGUGUGUGUGUGUGUGUGUGUGUGUGUGUGUGUGUGUGUGAGAGAGAGAGAGAGAGAGAGAGAGAGAGAGGCUGCACAACUAUGCCACUCAGUUUUUUAUUGAUAUUAUCUUGGCCAGUCAAAUGAAAUCUUUUUGGGAUGUUUCCAUUCACUGAAAUCAUGUCUUUUCUGUAUCAGCUAAAAAUCUUGCAUAUGAUCUAAUACAAUAUCUAAUUCUUUAUUGCCUUACAAUAGUGCCAUAUAAUCACUAAUUGGCUUGGUGCUUUCACUGUAUUAUUUAAUUGAAAAGCAGCAUAUGGUUCUAUGAGAGUGGUGCCUUCUGUGACCCUUCAUCAAUGGCAUUAGUGAGCACCAUCACCAGUGCUAAACCAGGUGCCCUUCUGUUGUACUUCUCAUAAUCAAAAUUAAUCAGGAUGAGUGAAAAUCUUUCCAGUUCUACCAAUGUGUGUGUGUGUGUGUGUGUGUGUGUGUGUGUGUGUGUGUGUGUGUGUGUGUGUGUGUGUGUGUGUGUGUGUGUGUGUGUGUGUGUGCACGUGCGCGCAUUAUCAUAAAUGCAUCUCUACUGUUAUAAACGCAAAAGAUCUCAGAUUAUGUAAAUACAGACUACUUACAGGAAAUCUACAAUGUAUAUUAUUUUGUCAUAUAAAAUGCUGAUAUUUUAUUAACACACACAAGGCAUGUAAAGCUUGAUUAGCUAUGUGAUGGAUUACUUAGCCAUGAUUUCCUCUUCUUCACGUUUCCUUGCUGUGCUCGCCUCAGCUCAGGCAACUCUGUGGGUGUAGUAGUGAUAGGAGUGUUAAGCUUACAUUAUUCCAUCCACUGUAUUUCUCCUGAACACAAAACUUACCUGCCCGUGGCACUGCACCCGUGGCAAUAUCCUGCCCUGCGUCAAGCCUCAGUCACCAGCACCUGCUCCUCUGCUUGUCACUCAGUCAUUGCUCUCAGUACUGGUGGAUCUUGAUUUACAGACAUUUGGUCUACAAGGUUUCAAAAGUUAUUAAGAAGAGUGUUUUGGCUCUCAGCCAGACUUGCAAAUACAGAAAGUACAGUUACUUUAGUUUACAAAUGUUCAAAUUUGCAAGAAAAGUAUUUUGGCUCGUGAUCAGAUUUACAAAUGCAGAAAUUACUUAAGUUUUUAAGAAAAGUAUUUUGCUUGUCCAGAUUCACAAAUGCAGGAAUUACAUUUACUCCAAAAAAUAUUAAAAGUUAUCUAAUAUGAAAGAUGCAGAGAAAUUACAAAAGCAGAUAGAAAUGUGCUGUUGAUUCCAGUUUAAUUUAUUUGCAAACAGUUUUUGAGGAACAACUCAUUUGUAGAUUGUGAUUCAUCUGUGUUUGAUGGCUUCAAGAUUUGUAAGUCAGCUCAGAAGUGUAAAAGCACAAUUAACAUUUCAUUACCAGUGUUUUGCAGAUUGAGUGUUGUUUUGAAUGGUGGGUUUGUGAGGUGGUGUGGUGUGGUGGUGUGGACCAGCCCUGCCUCCCUGCACACUCAGGGAAAGGCUUAAAAUUGCAUGUCAUUUAAUUUUUUUCUGUGAAAGUUUAACAGAUGCAUAAUAUUGAAAAUCUAAACUAUAUUGGAUCAUUUGGCAAGCUAAAAAAUGUAUGUGGCAUAGGUAAGCAUAAGUCAUGCAAGAUGAGUGUCUGGAGGGACAACUGUGCUGCUUGACAGGCAAUAAUAAUGCUAAGGAAUCUUGCUUGAAGGAAUAUCAAGUCAUUCUCUGUUGUUCAUCAGAUUUAAUCACAUAGAUCACUGACAUGAUUACAGCUCAUUCAUUCUCUCUCUAGGAUUCUUCAUCAGUCAAGUAUAUAUUUUAAGUUUCAUUUUUCUUCAUGACUUGUUUUCAUAAAUGUGUUACUAAUGUAUUUCAGAGUUCAUCUCGGCAUUUUUAAUUGUUUGAAGUUUUGCAAUGAGCAUUGUAUGAUUUAAUGGAAGAUAAAUAAUUUGUGACCUGAUAAGUAAUAAUUUUAGUUUUACAUUGUCAUCUUUUGCAGUGUUGUUUGUCUUGCUGAAGUUUCUGUCUUUUAGUUCUGAGAACUUAUUACUGUAAAUCCACAGGUUGAAUUUUGAUUAAUUGAAAAGUAUCAGUGUGUAAUAUCUUCAAAACUCUUGGUAAAAGUUGCCAAGUUUGUUGCAUUGCAUCUCAGCUCAUGUCAAGUUUUGUAAGUUGGGCAGGAAUUGAGGAGCCUCUCCUUACCUCGCACCAGAUAUUUGUCACACAGUUUGGAAUCUAUUUUUAACAGAAUUAUAUCUGUGAAGUUGCAGGCUGGCAGCAGUUGAUUGUGAUAUGUAUAUUUUUAAACUUAUGAUCUAUACUCCUGCCCAUCAUCAAAAGUGGUUUUAAAAACAUUCACACACAUUUCUUUUGCAGUCAUUGUUUAGUUUUUGGGACUUGGAAGUGUAAUCAUUAUGCAAUAUCUUCAUUGUUAUUAUUAUCUUAAUUUAUAUAUGCAUAUAUAUAUAUAGCUUUAUAAUUUAGGUGACAAUGUAAAUAGGAUUAAAUGUUUUUAUCUCCACUUAAGGUAGAUUGUGCCGUUGUUUUAGUCAGUGCCCGAGAGACUCCUGCCGGGGACGGGGCACGGCCGGCAAAGGGAACGUGAAGGGUAAUAACACCUUGCCGGGCCGGACCCCCUUGCACUGGCUGAGGCAGCGGCUGGCCUCCGGUUGUAGGGCCUCACACUGUAGACACUCCAUCUACAGGCUCCAAAGGUACAAAAUGUGACAGGAUCACCUGUGUGUGUGGUGACUAGUAAGACUGCCCCCAUCACACUGCUCUCAAAGUGUCAUAGCUCCAUAAACCUCAUAUAGUUUCCUCCCCUGCCCCUCCAGCUGCCAGUUUCCUCGCCAAGGUUGCUCUUGUCACACCUCCUUGUCACGCUGUUGAAUGACUGACUCAGUAUAUUUUUAGGAUGAAGGUUUUUUGUAUGCAGAUCCUCCCUGGUCCUGAGUUGCUUCGGUGUGCGUCAAAACAAACGUUCUUUCCCAGUCUUUAGGUUGUUAUAGGGGUAAGAGUGAGAUGCUACAUGUUAUGUACAUAAUAUAUAUCUUUUCUUAUUUGUACAGGAUUGGCUCCAGUUCUGUUUAUUAUUAUUUUUUACGUUCCACCUUUAUUGUGUACCUUCUGCCCCUACUUCAAGCCAAAGGUGAUGCUGUAGUAUUUCCCCCUGACAUAUCCCAGAUACAAAAGGCAAUUUUUUGUGGUAACUUUUCUGUUUUAGUUAUGUCGUUCCUUGUGUUGUAUCAGACCACCGCUGUGUGAUGUUCAUUGUCAUGACUGGCUCUUCAUUUAGACUGUGUGUGGUUUGUGUAUGUUUUGAACUGCUUAACAUGAGGCCCUGUGUGGACUAGUGUGUUGCUGUAUUGUUUCAAGCACAAGAGUAAGGUACUUGUGAGCAGCAGGACCUUCAAGUGAUGAAUAGAAGUGGAAUUUUUUGUUCCAAUUAUUUUUUAUUCUUUUAUUUUUAUUCUUUUUUUAUUUUAUUUUGUUUUAUUUUAUUUUAUUUAUUUAUUUAUUUAUUUUAUUUUUAUUUAUUUAUUUAUUUUAUUUAUUUAUUUUUUAUUUUUUGUCAUUUUGCUGAGCAGAAUGAUGAGAUUUGUUGGUGUCUCUUCCGUGAUUAGUAAUGGAGUGUGUGUGUGUGUGUGUGUGUGUGUGAGAGAGAGAGAGAGAGGAUGUAUUGUGUGGCUAGGGGGAUGGCAUACUCUUCUGUCCAAAAAUCAUUAAUAUGGGCUCUCAAGUUUCUUGGGACCAUAAUAAAAUAUCACUGAGUAAGGCUAAAGAUGUAAUAAACUGAAAAUAAAUUACUUUUACAGA
Molecule: messenger RNA, 8348 nt
Organism: Scylla paramamosain (green mud crab)
Lineage: Eukaryota; Metazoa; Arthropoda; Malacostraca; Decapoda; Portunidae
Product: lysine-specific demethylase PHF2-like
Exons: 18
Coding region: 5-2797 (930 amino acids)
Biological process (GO): protein demethylation; regulation of transcription by RNA polymerase II
Molecular function (GO): histone demethylase activity; transcription coregulator activity
Source: RefSeq, a predicted model, not a curated record